Molecule: messenger RNA, 327 nt
Organism: Racocetra persica
Lineage: Eukaryota; Fungi; Glomeromycota; Glomeromycetes; Diversisporales; Gigasporaceae
Source: the annotation of a GenBank genome assembly
GGAAGUAGAGCCGUAGAGGAACAAGAAAUGGCAGUUUAUAGCAGUAAGAGUAAAUUAGUCAAAGCCUUGUUGGAUAAAGCAAAAAAUUUAGUAAGGAAAUCAUAUUCAGAAAAUUGGAAUAAAAGGUUGGAUAAAGCAUGGAAAACUUAUUUAGAAUAUUGUGGAGUUACAGGUCAAUGUGCUAUUUCGUUGUCAGAGGAUUCCCUCUUGCCAUAUUUGAUUUGGUUAGAUUUAAUGGAUGCUGUAUCAGUUUGUUCAGAUAUACUUGCAGCUGUAUCAAGAGAACAUCUAGAAAGAUCAUUACCCGACCCAUCAAAGUUAUAUAAU